AUGGAGAUGUAUUCCAACAACAGGCAAGGUUGGUCUUUUUUCCUGUAUCUUUGUAUCUGUGGGGCAAUAUGUGAAUCCUUCCACUAUUCAGUGCCCGAGGAAAAGAAAACUGGGUCUCUGGUGGCAAAUGUGCUAAAUGAUUUGAAAGUGGAUGUGAAGGAGCUUUCUGCUCGCAGGGCCCGGCUGGUUACUGAAGGCACCAAGGAAUAUUUCCAGCUGGAUCCUCAGUCCGGGAAUGUGAUUUUACAGGAUAGAAUAGACAGAGAAGCUCUGUGUGGUCAGAAGGACCCUUGUGUCUUACUCUCGGAAAUUGUGCUAGAAAACCCAUCGCAAGUGCAUAGAAUGGAAGUUGAAAUAGAGGAUGUGAAUGACAACUCCCCCCAGUUCUCUAAAAACGAAUAUCUUUUUGAAAUAUCUGAGCACACAGCAACAAAAACCCGGAUCCCUUUAGAGAGUGCUGGAGAUGCAGACAAAGGAGAAAAUACUGUUCAGAAUUACUCAAUAAGUCCUAACCACUAUUUUAGUCUAGAUGUGCAAACUCGCACUGAUGGUAGCAAAUAUGCGGAAUUAAUAUUGCAGAAGCAAUUAGACCGUGAAGAAGAAACACAACUUUCCCUGCUUCUUUCAGCUGUUGAUGGGGGAAAUCCAAGAAGAACAGGCACAGUCACAAUUUUUAUUGAAGUUCUGGAUGCGAAUGAUAAUGCCCCUCAGUUUCAUCAGUCAGUGUACAAGGUAAAAUUAAUGGAAAACUGCCUGCCUAAUACACUUGUAACAAAAGUGAACGCAACUGAUAGGGAUUUGGGUUCCUAUGGAGACAUCACUUAUUCCUUCAGUCAGUUAACAGAUAAUGUAGUUAGAUCGUUCAAGUUAAACAAGCAUAGCGGGGAACUGACUGUAGCUGGAAUAAUUGAUUAUGAAGAAAGCAUAAAUUAUGAGAUAAACAUCAAAGCCACAGAUGGAGGGGGGCUCUCUUCUUACUGCAAAGUCAUUGUGGAGGUUGAGGACAGAAACGACAAUGCCCCAGAGGUGACCCUCACAUCCCUCACCAGCCCCCUGCCGGAAGAUUCUCCCCCGGAUACGGUGGUGGCCCUUUUCCGUGUCACAGAUCGAGACUCUGGAGACAACGGCAGAACCGCCUGCACAACCGAGGCAAACUUACCAUUUGUGUUGAAGGUGUCUGUGAAUAAUUACUAUCAACUGGUGACCCAGCAGCCCCUAGACAGAGAAAAAGCCUCUGAGUACAACAUCACCAUCAGAGCCACAGACCAGGGCUCUCCCAGACUUACUUCAGCAAGAAUAAUAAAUGUUCAAAUCUCAGAUGUCAAUGACAAUGCUCCAGUAUUUGAGAGGUCAACAUACGAAAUGCAGUUACGGGAAAACAAUAUUCCAGGUCUGCUGAUAGGGUUGGUGCAUGCUGAUGACUUGGACAGGGAGAAGAAUGCCAAAGUGACAUAUUCACUUCUGCCUGGGAAGGUCAUUGAUCAACCUGUGUCCUCUUAUGUCUCCAUCAACUCUGAAACUGGGAAUCUGUAUGCCAUCCGAUCUUUGGACUAUGAGCAGAUAAAAGAUUUCCUUGUGACUGUGAAGGCUGUGGACAGCGGUUCUCCUCCCCUGAGCUCCGAAGUUAAGGUCCGAGUUGUCAUCGUGGAUGAAAAUGAUAAUGCCCCCUUCAUCCUGUACCCUCUUCAGAACGGCACUUCCCCAUCCAACGACCUGGUUCCCAGGGGGGCGGAGGCUGGUUACCUGGUCACCAAGGUGGUGGCAGUGGACAGAGAUUCUGGACAGAACUCUUGGCUUUCCUAUGAGCUCCUGAAGGCCACAGAACCAGGUCUGUUCAGUGUGGGGGCCCAGAAUGGAGAAGUGAAAACCAUGAGACCAAUUCACCAACGAGACACUUUCAGACAGAAACUUAUCAUCGGCGUGAGAGAUAACGGGCACCCUCCCCAGUCCACCUCUGCAACGCUAAGCAUUCUGCUAGUGGAUGGCUUUUCUGACCCUUAUAUGAAAAUGGUGGAUAUCCCGAAGGAUGAAGUUGUGGCGGAGGAAGACCGCACCCUGACCUUGUAUCUGGUCAUUUGCUUGGCUGCCAUUUCAUUCCUUUUUCUGUUUUCUAUAAUUGUGUUUAUUGCCAUCAAGAUUCACAAAAGGAGAAAGUUCAUGGAGAGCUCAACCCUGAAUUUUCCAGUGGGACCAAAUUUCCAGGAGAACGGUGGAGAUGCUGGUGCUGGAUCCCUUUCCCGGGCUUACAAUUAUGAGGUGUGCUUAGCUGGAGGAUCUCUGAGCAGCGAGUUCAAGUUUCUGAGGCCCUUCUUUCCUGUGUUUUCAGUGGAGCCUCCUAAAAACAAAGGGGAAUCUAGACCUUCAUCUUCUUCUCAAGAAGUUCCUACUCAUGCAGCAGAAUGUCAGUUCAUGAACCAGGUGAGGAUAUAA
This is a messenger RNA of Eublepharis macularius, 2430 nucleotides long. RefSeq names its product protocadherin beta-16-like. Bases 1 to 2430 code for a protein of 809 amino acids. Gene Ontology annotation, molecular function: calcium ion binding. NCBI's taxonomy places the organism in Eukaryota, Metazoa, Chordata, Lepidosauria, Squamata, Eublepharidae. Gene Ontology annotation, biological process: homophilic cell-cell adhesion. The transcript has a single exon. Gene Ontology annotation, cellular component: plasma membrane. The record is from RefSeq and is a predicted model, not a curated record.